Molecule: messenger RNA, 1175 nt
Organism: Aphis gossypii (cotton aphid)
Lineage: Eukaryota; Metazoa; Arthropoda; Insecta; Hemiptera; Aphididae
Exons: 8
Coding region: 139-1116 (325 amino acids)
Source: RefSeq, a predicted model, not a curated record
GUGAGAUCUAAAAAGUUUUGAAUUAUAAUAAUUCAAAAAUCAAAAUCUUACUACCUACUCAAUUCAAAAAAUCAUAUUUAUUAACUCUUAUAUGUUUGUCAUAGAAUUAAAUAACUGCUGAUCCAUUAACAAGUUGAAAUGGACAAACGUUCAAAGAAUUUGCCCAAAUUUGGGGCAGCAAAAAUUUCGUUCACUCCAAAUUUAGGAUAUAAAAGAAUUGUAGCCAAGGAUUCAGAUCAACUAUCUAAGGUAGAAGUCAAAGUAGAACAUGAUGCUAAUUCAAAUGCUCAAUCAUCAUCAACACAAAAACAAAAAAAAACUAAGGAAAGAUCAACAACACAGGUACAAAGUGUGUUUUCCAACAUGAGUUCAACAAGUCAAGGUAGGCCAGGUUCAUCACGAAUGGGAUCAUCUGGUUUUCGAUCCUAUUCAAAUCAUGGUAGUUUCAAUAGUUCAGGAUCUUUUGUGAAAAAAGAAGCUUGUCAAAGCAUACAACAAAUGCAAAUGUUUGAAAAUAAUCAAUUUGAUAUGGACGACCCAAUGGAUGAGGUUCAUGGACCAGUUAGAUUACCUUUCUUAAAAAAAGUGUUUGUUUUAGAUAGGGUACCACAAAUUAAGUCUGAAAAUAAUCUAGAAUACCCAUACCAGAAGAAUAUUUAUCCUUCAUUAAAUGAAUUAAUUUCUCCUGAAUUAUUAAUUACUUUGCAGUUUUAUGAUAGUGCAUUUAGUAUUCAAUCCAAGACUGCAAAUAAUGAUCUAAAUGAAAUUUAUAACAAUGGUGUAACACCUGUUGAAUUAAAACCACAAUUACCUAUAAAAAUGGAAUAUAAUGGCCAUUUAAAAGCUGAAAAUGAUUCAGAAGGUGUUUUUAAAUCCAAACCAAUAGGUAAAGUACAAUAUUAUAGAUCCGGACGUGUUGUUUUAAUUUUCAAUCAAAAAAGAUAUGAACUGUUAAAAGCCAACGAGGACAAACAUCACAAGGAAUUAUUUAGUCUUACUAAAAUUGAAGAAGCAGAAAGACCAGAUAAACUAGUGAGCUUAGGAACAGUACCUCUACGAUUAAAGGCUGUUUUAAAUAUUAAUAAUAUAAUUGAGCAUUUUUUAACAAGUCAUUAGUAUACAAUAUUUUUUAUUAAUGUACAAAAAAAAAUGAAUAAAUAUACGUUUAUAAAUAA